AUGGAUAAGGCGUCGGGCUUCGGAUUUGGAUAUUGCAUAAAUUUAGCAACCCCCGGCCACAUGCCCUCAGAUAUCGGGCUGAAUGUGGCUAAUUUUAGUUGCAAGAUUGAGAAAGCACCAAUCACUGUGUUAUUCUACUCUUCAACGUACUGCAGCCCCUUCACUGAAAAGAGCAAACACUGGUCUCACGGAAAAUCGGAAUAUGCAUAUGUUGAUGCUUACCCCUCUUGGAACACGGUAGUUGUGAAGAGCAAUAUCCUUGGGAAGAAUUCGAGUCAGAACAGGUAUAGGAGGAUUCAUCCUGCCAAUAUGAAAAUUUUAUUAACAAUAUUUAUCACCAAUAAUCAACCAAUAAUAUUCUAAUUUUGCUCGUACAACAUGUCUUCAUUAUAUAUAUUAUUGAGUCAAACAGGUUUACAAUGACACCAUUGAAUUUAGUGAGAGUUCUAA
Molecule: messenger RNA, 450 nt
Organism: Gryllus bimaculatus (two-spotted cricket)
Lineage: Eukaryota; Metazoa; Arthropoda; Insecta; Orthoptera; Gryllidae
Source: the annotation of a GenBank genome assembly